AAGCGGAACAUUGAUCGUGCGGCUAAAGUAUUGCAGCAGAUAUGGCUGCAGUGAGUUAUGCUGCCGAGGAUCCAUGUUCGAAUGCUAUGCUACUAAACAAACAGAACACGAGACGAGACGCACGACAGUUCAUAAGCUGUUCCUCUUGUCGCCGCCGCCGUCUCUCAAAUCAUCAUCGUACUGUACUCUAAUGGCCGCCAUCAUUUCAAGAAGAUUAAGGCUAACUUCUUCAAUCCUAAAACCUUGUCAAUUUCCAAUCUUUCAAUCCAUAACCCACAACCCAUCUUCUUCUUCUUUUCCACACUUUUUCUCUCAAUUAACAACCCCUUCAAAGCCCACUUCACAUCUCAAUCUAUAUCCCUUUUCAUCACACAAAGUUUCAAUUUUUAACAACCCUUUUCUUCAUUUCACAAAACCCAAGUUUUUAUCAUCAUCAGAAAAAGAUUCAAACUCAAGCCCAUACCCAAGUGAAAAUCCAAAUUUCAAACACCAAGAAAUUGAAGAACCAACAGUAGAAAGAGAUUUAUCACCACUUGCUAAUGAGACAAGAGAUGUUCUUGAAGGGAUGAUGAAGAACAUUUAUGGAUUAAGCAGAGUUAUUGCUUUAAUGGGUCUUGUUCAGCUUGGUGUUGGAGGUUGGAUAACAUACAUAACCAAAUCUUCACCAAUUACUGAGGUUUCUGUUCAAAGCUUUUUGGCUUUUGCUUUUCCUUUUUCUUUGGCUUUUAUGUUACGUCAAAGUUUGAAGCCAAUGCAUUUCUUUAAGAAAAUGGAGGAACAAGGUAGGUUGCAGAUUCUUACACUUACACUUCAAGUUGCUAAACAGUUGAAUGUUUUGUUUGUUAGGGUUAAAGGGGUUUCUUUUCUUUGUAUUCUUGGUUUGUCUGCUGGAUUGCUUUUUGCUGUGUUUUCUAGAUGAGUUUGUUUUAGUUUUUUCUGACCAAUUUGAGGAUAUAAGGUUUUCAUUUUGAAUUUUCAUGCUAGUGUAGUAGCCAUAUUUUACUUGAAAAGCUAUAAUGUUAUUAUGGGUAUGGCUAGUUUGAGUGCUUAUUAGUCUUUGCUUUCCCAAUGCUGUUUAAAUUCAUUUACUACUUAUUGUAAUAAUGUUAAACCAUGGAAAAGUUAUGAAACACAUACACUCUUCGAAGUAGGUGUGGCGCCCCGGUGUCGGACACGCAUCAAUGUUCGACACUAUAUUGAAUUAUGCUAUCAGCGUUGACGUAUUAGUGGUUA
Trifolium pratense (red clover) is the source of this 1233-nucleotide messenger RNA. RefSeq lists its product as uncharacterized. The transcript has a single exon. The coding region runs from base 74 to 919 and encodes 281 amino acids. The record is from RefSeq and is a predicted model, not a curated record. NCBI's taxonomy places the organism in Eukaryota, Viridiplantae, Streptophyta, Magnoliopsida, Fabales, Fabaceae.